This is a messenger RNA of Pocillopora verrucosa, 5905 nucleotides long. NCBI's taxonomy places the organism in Eukaryota, Metazoa, Cnidaria, Anthozoa, Scleractinia, Pocilloporidae. The record is from RefSeq and is a predicted model, not a curated record.
CUUUAAUUUGACAAGGCUGCAAUUAAGGGACGAGAUCAAGCUCUUACGCAAUCGCUCUUGAGACUUGAGUUCCAAUACGUUUGAAAAUGGCAUCCUCGAGCACACCUGGAACAGCGGGACAACUCGUUAAACCAGAGUACAGAAACUGGCUCGCUCUUGGUCAUGCCUUAACGACAGUCCUUUGUCAUGGACUUCGUCCGUUUAUUACGCGAGAGAUGGAGGCUUUCUAUAGGAAUUUAACGGCAAGAGUUGCUGGGCCCUGUACGUGUGUCCAUGUCUCAAGAAGAAGGCCAAAUGAGUUCCACGAUAUGACUACAUGCCCAUGGGCGAACAUACUUGAAGUCUAUCACCAUAAAAACAAACCAAACUGGAGGCAAAGUGAUCCAGCCAAAUGGAUGGACCCAGUUCUUGGUCCGUGGGAGAUUGCGAAACUCUUCCUUCCUGAUCUGGGUGGACAUGCUGAUAUCAAGAGUGCAGACGACAUGGACGUCACUGGUAUCUUAAACCUAGUGAACUGGUGCAAUCACUUCACCAUUCCUCAGGCUUUGAUUAAAGAUGUCCGCAGCACUCGAAACAGAUGGUGGGGGCAUGUUCCGAGGCUUGAGUUGACCGAUGCAGACAAAAAUGUCGCCUUUGACUUCAUUGAAAACCUCCUGAAGACUCCUCAACUAGGUUCAGAUCCAGACGCACAAAAAGCACUCGCAGAAAUUGUAAAUCUUAGAAGUAUUUCAAACUUGCACAGUUUCGAGGCUCACGUUUUAGGCGAGCUCAUAGAGGUGUUGAAGUUCAAGACAACUCAUAUGGCUGAAUUAGAACAGAUGAAAAAACUGAUGUUUCUUUUGGAAAAGAGGUUGGAAGACCUGGAGCGAAAGGAAGUCUGUUUGUCACUUUUCCACUUAACGCGAAAUACUUUGAAAAUCGUGCACAGCAAUCUCGUAAUAAAUCUCAAAGGGAUCAGAAAGACUAUUUUAGUAAUGUGGCUGGUAAUGGCUUUCUCUUUCUCGUUCUUUGUAGUAGAGCUGGACGAUGAUUCUUUUAUCAGAGGUUGUCCUUCGGAAGAUCUUAGUGUCCCAUUUGACACAAAAGAAUUUGUUUGGUUGGAUUACUUAAAAAGUGCCAAAGAAGGGUUCAUUGGCCGCAGCUGGCUUUUUCGAGAACUAGAAUCUUCUUUCCAUCACACGGUUCAUGAAAAUAAUAUAACUGGUGUCCUAAUAAUUGGGAAUCCAGGAACUGGAAAAUCUGCUCUGUCUGCCCAAUUAGUUUGUUCCCGAACAUCAAGUCGCAUCAUCAACGAACGUAUUUUAGGAUACCAUCUUUGUAAACAUUCUGAUAAGAAUACACAGACUGCAGGAAAAUUUGUUCGUAACUUAGCAGAUAUGAUAGCAAGGAGAAUACCAGAGUAUGGUUUCCUUGUCUCCAAUAGUUCCCACAUCAUGCGUUCACUGUACACUGACUGUGUAACCAUUCAAGAUCCAGUGGGCUGUUUUGAGCAAGCGAUUUUGACACCCUUGAAAAGCCUAUCUAACUUGCCAAACGGUAACUGGUAUAUUGUCAUUGAUGCUUUAGAUGAAUGCUUGACCCAAACAGAAAUGCGGCACAGUAUUAUGUUUUUGCUCAAAUCCAAGAUUCCUAGGUUUCCAUCAUGGCUGAAGCUUGUAGUAACAUCUCGUAACCAGUCAACCAUUUCUUUUCAUGCAGGCUACAUGAAGAAAUUAAUUAUUCACCCUCAAGACGAUCGUAACUACCAAGACAUCGAAUUGUUUUUGACCACAAAAUUUUAUCGUGAUGGUCCUCUGAUUCAUAGGGUAAAUUCUUUGUUCGGAGACAGUAGCAAACAAAAGAUUGACAAGUUGAUUGAUGCCCUGUUAAACAGAAGUCAGGGGAAUUUUUUGUUUGUUAAAGAGAUGAUUAAACACUGGGAAACUUCAAGAAUAACAAGAGAUGAUCCCUACGCUCUGCCUAAUACACUUGAGGAUUUGUUUCAUAGUUACUUCCAAAGAUACUACGGUGGGCGAGAUAAGUUUAAAGCUGUACGACGCGUGCUAGAGCUACUCGUGGCAACAUUUCAGCCACUGACGGAAAAAGAAAUCUUUCACGUUCUAAGAACGAAAGAACCAGACCUGGAUGAGGAAUACGAUUUUAAAGAUAGAAUUAAACCAAUUGAACAUUUCCUUACGUAUGGAGAGAAUGGUGUGGUAACGUUGUAUCACCAGUCUUUAACGGAAUGGCUCACUGGCGACAACACUGGAAACGAGCCAUUCUUCGUGAGUAAAAGGAAAGGGCACGACACGUUUUGCGAAUUUUAUUUCAAAGUAAUUUCUGAGGGUGAUGGAUCAGCUAUAUCAAAAUACAGCUUUACUUUGGCGAGGCAUAUUGCUUAUGGUGCGGAAUUGAACAAGUUAUACGUGAGAAAAUUUUCUACCUUCCCCUCGGAGUUUGUUAAUUGUUCAGAUUCUAAAAGCCUUAGGACAUCACUGCACCUUGCGGCUACAAUAAACAACACAAAUCUUCUGAAACUUUUUUUACCUCAUUUUAGCUACGUCGAUUCUGCUGAUAGUCAUGGAAUGACACCUGCAUUUUUAGCAGCUGAACACGGGCUUUUAGACAACCUAGUUUUUAUAAUGAGGAAGGGAGUCAAUGUAAAUCACAAAACGAAGUCACUUACCUCGCCUGAUUUUAAUUAUGGCUAUGGCUUUGCUGAUGUAGUUCUUGAGUCAAAAUCUAAAUUCAGAAGUUCUACUAUGCUUCAUGCUGCAGCUCAUGGAGGCCAUCUGAACGUUGUCCACUUCCUUCUUAGCAAAGGUGCAUCCAUCUCAACUUUAAACGAUGUUCAUCAAACGGCACUCCAAGCAGCUGCCGAAAAUGGACAUUUGGAAGUUGUUAAAGCUUUACACGAGGCAGGCGGAGUUCCAGAUCAAACAGCUUUGUUUCAGGCAGCAACGAAAAAUAGGUUAGAUGUAGUAAAAUACCUUUUGAAAAUGGGCGUGGAGGAUAAAUGUUUGAGAUGUGACGGUUCUUUCUACUGGCUGGAGGGGGAGACCCGGCUACAGACUCAAAUUAAACACUUAAAAAUGAGUGUGUUAUUUGAAACCCAAGAAAUGUUGUAUGGCGAGCUAUUCGACGACAAACAUUUAAUUUUUUGUCAAACUGCACUCUACGCAUCAAUAUCGUUUGGUUAUAAAGAGGUCACAAAGGAACUAGUUGCUAGUGAUAAGCAGGCUUUAACCUGUCAUGAUUACACAGGAAGGACACCUUUGCAUGAAGCCGUUCGAAAGAAUGACAGAGAAAUAGUACAAUUCCUGCUGAUGGAGGGACACGCAAAGAUUGAUUCAACUUGUAACCAUUGGCAAGUUGUAUCAAAUUUAACCUUGAGUCGUGAAGAAUUCUCCGAAUACGUCAGGGAUGUCUGCCAUUGUGGUUAUACUCCCCUUCAUUUGGCAGCGCGCUAUGGGUACCGAGAAAUUGCGGUUUAUCUUAUAAAAAGCGGGGCACGGGUUGAAGCUCAAGACUGCUUUGGAGCGACUCCAAUUCACAUAGCUGCUUGCCAUAAUCAUACGAAAGUAUUGCAUGUCCUUCUGGAACUCGGUGCUGAGAUCAGCAGCAAAACGUUUAACGGGUCGAUGCCCCUUCAUAGUGCUGCAGCAUGCGGUGCCCUUGAGACGAUCGAUCAGUUACUUCAUUAUGGGGCAAUCCUUGACGCUGGUGACGAUAAUGGCCUUACCGCGUUACACUAUACUAUACUCAACGUAAAUUCUAGUAAUGUUGAAAGGCGAUUCUUCACCGAUGUCAAUGGGAUGGUAACUGAACGUAGAGGUCAUCUUGCUGAUUUUUAUCUGGACGAAAACAACAACUUAAAAAACACGGACUUUUACAGAUGGUUAGAUGUAUUAAUCAGGUUGUCCCUUCGAGGCGCUAAUAUUAAUGCGGUCGAUGUCUUCGGUCGAACAGUUUUGCAUAUAGCAGCCGCGAACGGAUUGGCGGAUGCCGUAAACGUACUCUUAUUGAGGAAGGCUAAACUUGAAGUGCCUGACAAAACUGAUCAUACGCCGUUAGACCUAGCAGUAAAAAACUCCUCUCCCCCGCCAGAGGCAUCACUUUUCUUCGAUGAAAAUAGUCCACAACAGCUUCGACAACAUUUACGUGAUCACGGAAUGGUCGUCUACCUUCUACUCGCUAAUGGUGCAUCACUGAAGAAAUGCGAUCAUCGUAGUAAGAGUCUGUUACAUCAUAGCAUUCUUAAUGGUGAGCCUUACAUUGCGCAGCUUCUGUUAUUUUUGGGAGCUGGUAUAAACUGCAAAGAGAAUAGCGAAACAACAAUUCUCUCAGCUCUCCUUCUUCGUGGUCUCAAUUGGGCUCAUCUGGCUCUUAAACACCUUCACGGACCUCUUACGCUUGAAUGUGGAAAGCCAUUUAACACUUCGGUUUUUCAUUUAAUUUGCUACAACUCUCCAAGAAUGGAAUACUAUAACUUUUUCCAACACAUCUCGUGUGAUGAUCGUACAUGUUCAUCAAAGAAUGGACCAUUAAUUACGGCUAUUGAAAUGCAUCGUCUGAAGUUCAAAUUAAUCGAUUCCUGUUUAGAUGCCGAAGGAUAUUCACCUUUACAAAGAGCUGCACAAGGUGCAAACUUAAUUGCAGUUCGUAACCUCAUAAAGCAUGGUGCUAACGUUUCCUUAUUGAAUCCACAUGGACAUGACGCCUUAACUAUGGCUCUUCUCAACAUGAGGUUAGACGAAAUCGCAGACAAUCAUGGUAUAUCUGCAAUGAUAGAAACUUCUGCUGUGGCACUGGAGCUCCUUCGCCACAAAAUGAGACGUGGCUUUCAAAUCGUGUGUGAUUCCAGUAAAACUGAACUUACCCUGUACCAUUUGGCAGCCUCCCGUGGACUUAUAAACUUCAUUCAUGAGAUCUUUAAAAAUAAGAAGCUUCAUCAGUUAGAUGUUAAUUGUCCUAACAAGGACGGAGUGACUCCAAUAUACCUGGCAAAGAUAUUCUGCGGCUCCUUCGGGAUAAAUGGAUACUUCCUGUGGGACCACGUUGUCCAGUUCAUUGAAAACCAAGGGGGUAAGAUGCAAUAUCCUGGCAAAGAUGCUGAAUACAAUGUAAUCUACAACAGGUUGUAUGGUGGGAUUCCGACGGAAGUAAACCCACAUUUAAGGUCCGAUGUUCGUUACUUUGUCACUGGACUUUUGUCGGCUCUUAGUUAUAGGCAAAGCCACACUAUGGACUGUAGGUCUAUUAAUUUAUUACACUUUAAUAGACUUGCUCAUGGACCACACUUAUUUAGUAUUUUAAUGGAAUUUCAAAGGGAAUUGGUGUUUUUAAAAGUUCAAAGUUUUCGGUCAACAAUACCUGAGGAUAUUUGCAAAAAGGAACAAAAAAGGGUUGAUUUCUGUCUUCAUGUUUAUCUCAAGUAUAGAGACGUAUCUGUUGAGUCUUCUUCUUCUAAACUGCAAUUAAGGCUUUUUCAUUUAAUGAAGUGGCAUGAGGAGGUAUUCGGGCUUUUGUCUUGUCUUAAACUUACUUUUCAUAAACAUCGACAGUAUUUUAUGGACAAAAAGAAACUGAUACACCUUAUUAAGCAGUAUGAGGGCACUAUGUCGUUGCAUCAUCUCAGCGAACUUUGCAUCACAUUUGAAGCUGCUUUCACGAGCCAUUUAUUGCACUAUUUCAGGGACGGUGGUGUUGCUGAACUGGGAGUCGUAUUCCCUCCAGAAUUUUUGAAACAGCGAAUGGGAUGGGGUAACGGCUUUGUUAAAUCGUGGCCAAUAAGGUUCCUGGUUAAUUUUAACUUAGGUUUCUAUCGUCGGUAUGAUUACUUAAAAGUUCUUAACUCCAGAUUAAGAUCAAGAAAGCGUACCGCAGUUCAUCCAUUCACUUAAACAAAAUUAUAUACAAGAAUGCA